This is a messenger RNA of Encephalitozoon cuniculi GB-M1, 2388 nucleotides long. RefSeq lists its product as uncharacterized. NCBI's taxonomy places the organism in Eukaryota, Fungi, Microsporidia, Unikaryonidae. Gene Ontology annotation, cellular component: proteasome regulatory particle, base subcomplex; nucleus; proteasome storage granule. The transcript has a single exon. The coding region runs from base 1 to 2388 and encodes 795 amino acids. Gene Ontology annotation, biological process: proteasome-mediated ubiquitin-dependent protein catabolic process. The record is from RefSeq and is marked provisional.
AUGGAGGAAGGCGAGCUGAAAAUAAUAGUUGAGAGGAUUCAGGAUCCUGAUAUAGAUAUCCAGAACAACGCAUUGAACAUGCUGUUUGACGUGACAAAGUCUUCGCAUUCGAAGUCGAUUGACACAAUAAAUUUCCAAUAUCUUGCAGACAAUCUGGAUGUUCUUGAGGAUGUGUGCAAGAGACUGGAGGGAAAUAAAAAGAGAUGGCUGUGUGACAUAAUAAGUGCCAUAUGUGUUGUUGAUGAUGAAAGAAAGCUUCUGGCAUACAGGGUCGAGGGAAACAUAAUUGAUCUUAAGGAAUGGGGGCAUCUGUAUGUCAAGAAACUUAUUGGGUGUAUUGCAGAUGUCAAGAACAAUAAGAUGGACUUUCCUUUUGCGAAGACAAGAGAUGUUGGGCGGGAAUGCAUUGACUUUCUAUUUAAGCAUAAUGCGGAGUUUGAGGCAAUAGAUUUUCUGGUUGAGGUUGGAGGAAUUGAGACAGUUCUGGACUAUGUUGACACCCAUAACUACAACAGAAUAGUGCUGUACUUGGAAGACAUGAAUUCAUUUGUCGAUCUUGAAGAGGUCAUUCUUAAGAUCUAUCUUAAGAUGGGUGACCACUCCAGAUAUGUCGUUGGUCUGAUAAGACGUCAGAAAUCCAAGGAGGCCAUUGAGUAUGUGAGGAGCAUAGAAGACAGGGACUACAAGAAGCAGUGUCUGUACAUACUUGCUAGAUGUAACCUGUAUUACGAAGCCUCAGACCCUGAGGAGAAGUAUAUUUUGUCGAAUGGAUACAUUAAGGAUGUCUAUAGAGAGAUUGGGGCUGAGCUGGAGAUAGACAAACCAAGCAAGAUGGAUGCUAUUCUCAAGGGAUUUAAGUACGAUAAGGACACAAGGCAGCUUGCCUCUAUUGGGAUUGCCAAUGGGUUUGUCCACAUGGGAUAUGGGCGAGACCCGAUAUUCCUACCCCAGGAGGGAGACUCCAGAGUUCCAUUGGACUAUGAGGCUAUUCUUGGGUGUGAUGUGCCUGACCUCAUCUCUGUCUUCGGGUCGAUUGGAGUGAUUGAGUCGUGGAACUCAGAAAAGGUAAUGGAAACCCUUCAGGAGCACAUAUUUGCCGAUUUUUCCUAUAGAAAAACAGGAAGUCUUUUGGGACUCGCGCUGUCUGGACUAAGAAACUUUGAGGAGAGGCCAGCAAUUUUGGCACUUCUAUCGAAUAACCUGCAAUCGAGCAGCAGCAUUCAUGUUAUAGCAACCCUCCUGGGGAUCGAGGCCAUGUUCUCUGGAACACAAGCGGAGGAGGUUCGCGAGCUUCUCCAGCCGUUGAUGUUUUCCGAUAGCAGCGAGGUUGUGUUUUUCACCUCCUUCACGUUAGGAAGUGUCUUCUGUGGGAGUGCCGACGAGGACCUCACAUCUCUUAUGCUGCAAACAUUUGUGGAAAAGGGGAAGGAGUCGGAGACACAAUUUUUCAGGUUUUUGAUGCUGGGACUAGCCAGUCUGUUUUAUCGCAGGAAGGAUGUUGAGUGCGGGAUAAUGGAGAUCGGAGGCGCUCUUAGCAAGCACGAAAGUAUAUUAAUCAAGGGGUUUCAGUAUGUUGGGACAGGGGAUUCGAAUGUCAUUGAAUCUAUUUUGACUGACUCGUUCACAGGAGACACAGAUGCACUUCUUGAAUCUCUUGGACUGCUUAGCUGUGCCCUUGUGUCGAUGGGAGACGAAACAUCAAGCCAGAUGGUGGGAAGAAUCGUCUCUUCCUCCUUGCUAUUGGAUUCAUCCCACCUGAGGAGCGUGUUACCUCUGUGCUACAGCAUACUGUACCCGUCGAAUCCACAGGUGAAUGUUCUGGACAUGCUCGAGAAGUCUUUGAAUAUCGGGGAGACGAACUGCAUCAUAUCCACAAUUGUGUCUCUGGGCCUUAUUGGGGCAGGAACGUUGAAUUCCCGCAUAACCAAGAUUCUGGAUCAGCAAUACUCCUAUUACUACAAGGAUUCAAAGGUACUUCCUGUGCUUAAGAUUGCGCAGGGUCUUGUGUCUCUGGGAAAGGGGCUGCUGAGCAUUUCACCGCUCUACUUCGACAAGACGACUUUCAUGCCAAAAAACACCAUAGGCCUUUUCUCUACAGUGUUCAUGCUUCUAGAUUCCUCUAUUAGCCCACUGGUCUCCUCUCAUGCAUAUAUGUUCUUCCUCCUCUGCCAAGCAUGUACACAGAAAUAUGUUACAUGCUCAGAAAAAAUCAACAUCAGAGUGGGUCACCCCAUAAACACGGUCGGAAUGGUCGGGGAGCCCAAGAAGCUCUCUUCUGUCCAAACACACACAUCGCCCGUUGUCUUGAGCGAAAAGAUAAGAGCAGAAACGGAUGAAAAUGUCUGCUCCUCAUACAUCGAAGAUGUAUUGAUCCUUAAGAAGAAUUAA